This is a messenger RNA of Neopsephotus bourkii (Bourke's parrot), 2855 nucleotides long. RefSeq names its product STE20 related adaptor beta (gene STRADB). Gene Ontology annotation, molecular function: ATP binding; protein kinase activity; protein serine/threonine kinase activator activity. Lineage: Eukaryota; Metazoa; Chordata; Aves; Psittaciformes; Psittacidae. Gene Ontology annotation, biological process: protein phosphorylation. Bases 164 to 1414 code for a protein of 416 amino acids. The record is from RefSeq and is a predicted model, not a curated record. The transcript is spliced from 11 exons.
GUAGUUUUGGGGGUUCUUUUUUGUGUGUGUUAACCAACUGGAAUGCCUCACAGUUCUGAUUAGAGACAUUUAUGACAGGUUUAUAUACAAUUUUACAUUGCUACUUUAUUUUUUCUAGGAUAAAUGGGUGUGUAUGUCUUUUCCCCUGAUCUAAAGCGGUUCCAUGUCUUGUUUGGACUGUUCCUGUAUUCUACGUACACCAGUUGAAUCAAUCAGACCAGAAGAGCUAUCUGAGAGCAGCAUCCAUGAAUGCCUGGCUGAUUCUGAUCUAGCCUGGAUUCCCCCAUCUACAGGAAGGAAUGAAAUGUUAUUUUGCUCUUCUAAUGUCUCUCACUAUGAACUCCAGCUGCAAAUAGGAAGGAGGUUCAACAACUUAACUUCAAUCUACCUUGCACGGCAUACGCCUACAGGCAUGCAAGUUGCUGUAAGGAUCACAGACCUAGAAAAUUGUUCUGAAGAGCAUUUGAAAGCCUUACAGAAUGAAGUGGUUUUAUCCCACUUUUUCCAGCAUCCCAAUGUAAUGACGCUUUGGACAGUAUUUACAGCUGGUAGUUGGCUUUGGGUCAUCUCCCCAUUCAUGGCCUAUGGUUCAGCUAGACACCUCCUGAAGACUUAUUUUCCUGAAGGAAUGAGUGAAGCUUUGAUAGGGAACAUUCUAUUUGGUGCAAUCAGAGGGUUAAAUUACAUGCACCAGAAUGGCUACAUUCACAGGAAUAUUAAAGCUAGCCACAUUCUGAUUUCAGGGGAUGGGCUGGUUUCUCUCUCUGGGUUAAACAACCUCUACAGUUUAGUCAACAAUGGACAAAAGUCAAAGGUGGUAUAUGAUUUCCCCCAGUUUAGUACAUCUGUGCUUCCUUGGCUGAGUCCUGAAUUACUGAGACAGGAUUUAUCUGGGUAUAACAUGAAGUCUGACAUUUACAGUGUAGGAAUUACAGCAUGUGAAUUAGCCAAUGGACAUGUUCCAUUUCAAGAUAUGCCUCGCACUCAGAUGCUGCUGCAAAAGCUGAAAGGUCCCACAUACUGUCCUUGGGAUAUAAAUACAUUUCCCCGUGGGGAAUCCAGGAUAAAGAAUUCCCGGUCAGGUGUUGAUUCUGGAAUUGGUGAGAGCAUGACACGCACAAUGACCAGUGAAAGACUACAAAUUCCCUUUUCCAAAACAUUUUCACCUGCUUUCCACAACUUGGUAGAACUCUGCUUGCAACAGGAUCCUGAGAAAAGGCCAUCAGCAAGCAGUUUGCUUUCGCAUACGUUCUUCAGACAGAUAAAAGAACAAACACAGAAUUCACUACUGUCUCUAUUACCACCUCCUAUUCAAAAUAACAGAUCAGAGUUCUUGGCACUGCCCUCAACAACAGUUGGGACUGAACUUGGACAUAUUACUGCAAAUCAAGAUGAUACAGACUGGGAAUUCUAAAUAAAUACCAAACAAUCAUACCUCUCCUGUGCUUCAGAGAAGGAAAAUGUGAUUUUUAUUUGCUGCUUUAGUUUGUAUGGUUAAGAUAGAGUAAGAUGAGAUAUACUUGAAAAUGCCAUUGAAGUGGCCCUAUUUCAUUAACUAUUUUGUUGGCAUAAUGAAAUGCAGCGUGCCUCCCUUUCUGACCAUAAGAAAAACUAUAUGUAGAGAAUAGCUAAAUGCUUAUCUACCUUUCAGAAUAUUUCUUAAGAGAAUUCCUGCUGUAAUCUUACUGGGUGCUGUAUUUUCAGCUCAUAUUGCUGCAUUCCAUGUGCCUUUCUGAAUUCAGGCUUGGGUUUUGCCUGUGAUCUUGCUUAAACAAUCUGUCUUUUCAUUAUCACCCAAAUUAUUUUAGUUAGGAGAAAUCUUCCACUUCCAAGUCUAAAUUUGAAACUGCACAAAUUAGUUGUUUAUGCAGAUAAAAUGUUUCUCUUUUCAUACAUCCAAAAGGUAUUUUUCUCAUUUGAUGUACUGUCAUACUUGCUAAAAGUUACCUAUGCAUAAUAUUUCAUGCAGUUUUAAUACUGUGUGUUUCCCAAAGAAGUUAAGGUACUUUGAAAUGUGACUCAUACUCUUGCAUUUGCCUACAUUCUUAGUACAAAUUUGCAGGUUUGCAUCUCCGUUUAUUGUUGUGUCAUUUUAGCAGUUAAUCUGAGGAUCUCUUACUAUGCAAUAAAAGUCUCAAGUUAUAACAGUACGGGUUAAGUUUGAAGAACCACAUUAAAAAUUCUAAAAGUUAUUGUACAUAUUUUUAUUUAUACUGUAUUCCUGUUCACCAGGACUUACCAGAACCUAGUACUGUUUUCUUAAAAGAACAGGCAACAUGUAUUAAGCUUCAUUGCAGUGCUGCUGGCAGGCAAGAGCUUAAAUUCCCAUGGAUAGAUUCACCCAUAACAAAAAACUAAUAAACCUCCUUAGGAUCCUAGUGAACUUACUUACCUGUUUUAAGUCAGAUGAAAAACUGUCUUUCUCCCUACAAUUCAGUAAGUUGUGAUCUCUCAUAUUGGACCAGGCAAUUCAAGCUGUGUUUUAGCAAGUUGGGUCCCAAAGCCACUAGUAUUUUACUGAUACAAGUUAUGUCUGUAGAAAAAAAAAGUAUAAAUAGCUAUCAAAUGUCUGUAUUGUAUAUUUUCAACAUAAACAGCAUUUAAUAUUAAGUCUUCCAUAGCUGAGCCAGUCUGCAACAGGCCUUGAGAAUACUGCUGUUUUGUCAGGAGCUUUACUACAAAGCCUUGAAGACCAAAUGACUGAAAUACAAGUCUGAGACUGACAUAAAAUUCUAAAUGACCACAUUAAAGUAUUAACAAAAAAGUUGAUUCUACUAUUAUGCUGUGAAGAGAGAGCUCUAUAUUUCAAAUCUUAAUAUGUGAAACUUCAGAUUAAAAAACUUUCAAUAAACUUA